AGCCUGGCUAACAUGAAUUGUAUUCCCAUUGGAGAGCAGCUUCAGUUUGGUGUUGGGCAAUUCUGGAUACAAGCAUAUGGACUACAAUCCUCAUCUACCUUAGGAGCCUUAGACGAGUCAUCCACACGGUUCCCUUUGGGAACUGGAUUGACAUCUGGAAACGUGACUGAAAACUUACAAGCUUACAUUGAUAAAAGUACACAGGCAUCUAGUGAAGAGAAUUCUGCAAAGCUUGAUGAGUAUAAAAUUGUGCCACAAAACCAUUCCCUUCUUGAAAAUGAUCUUAAAAAUGCAAUGUCCUGUUUCUUACCAAAGAAAGCAAAUGACAACUCAAAUAUACUUAACUCUGAGUUGCUGCCGUGUCUCCAGAAUUUAUAUAAUCAAGUUAGCUAUCUCCAUGUGGGACAUAAGGAUAAGUGGCAGGAAAACAUCAUCAAGCCUGAUGAAGCCAUUCUUGGUGUUGGAGCUGCAAAGGACCCUGAUGCUGUGGCUGUAAAACAUCACAACCCAGACAAGGUGUGUUGGGCCAAGAACAGCCAGGCCAAAGCCACCACCAUGGAGUCAUGUCCGUCUCUCCAAUGCUGUGAAGGAUGUAGAAUGUAUGGCAGUUUUGAUGCCCUGCCACCUUGCUGUUGUGACAUAAAUGAGGGCCUCUGACUUGGGAAAGGUGGGCACAAAAAUCUUCAUGAGCAAUAUUUCUUUCUUAGUAGAACGUUUUAUUAUUCAAGUUCUAGAGUGUUUACAUGCUAUUAUAUAAUGUACAGUGUUAUUUUCUGUACUUUUGCAUAAAUAUGCAAUAUUGGAAAUA
Messenger RNA from Rhinopithecus roxellana (golden snub-nosed monkey), 808 nucleotides. RefSeq lists its product as uncharacterized. The record is from RefSeq and is a predicted model, not a curated record. NCBI's taxonomy places the organism in Eukaryota, Metazoa, Chordata, Mammalia, Primates, Cercopithecidae. Bases 13 to 657 code for a protein of 214 amino acids. The transcript is spliced from 3 exons.